CACUGGCGAACUGUUCUCCAGUAUGUUCGUUCGCAUGUGGUUACAGCGAAUUGACGUGACGUGACAUGACGUGACGAACAGUGUGAAUUGGCCGUUGCAAAAGCGCGGAUGGUAAUAUCAUUCUAAUAGAAUGAUUCUAUAGUAGAAGUUUUGCCCAAUGCCAACAGAUACGUCACCAUUAAACGAACUUCCAUUUGUAAGAUACUUUUUUAUUUAUUCGAAGUAAUUUUUAUUCCUUUCUUGCUGUCAAAUACUGCACCACUGAUUGGCCGAAACCGCAAAGCAUAUGAUACGUAGCAGGCAAACACUCAAUUAGUGGGAGCCGGGAGUCUAGGAGUGUCGUUGAAGACUGUAUCGGACAAUCGGUCACCGGAGAUAUUGUCAUGGCUGGAAUCGUGGAUUUACUUGCUUGCAACAUUAUAGAGCGAGAUAGUAACGGUGAUGUAUUGUGGACAUGGACAUACCCAUCCCUCACGGACGCGCAUCAGCAACAGCUGAUGAUAAGAAAAUGUGGCCUGGACGGCGAUCACGUAUCGCCGCAGCCGUUUGUAUUCGGUCGUUACGGGAAGAACUGGUAUUAUAUCAACUGCACCGAAGUGUUCGAAUCUGACAAUCUACCAAGGCUGAAGCAGUUUGCCUUAAUCUUAUGGGCUAAGGACUUGAAUCCAGAGAAAUACGAGACAUUAUGUAGAAUACUGAGUAAAACCUACUGCAAGACUGGAAAUCCAGCUGUCAUGUUACAGCUAUAUUUGUCUGUAAUCACGAGAGGUUCCUGCACCACGGAAGAAAAUGGAACUUUUCUGGCAAAGGAUUUUGAAUCUAGGAAAAACAUCCCACACACCAUGCUGAAAGAGCUGAUACAGACAUUUGGUUUAGAAUCAAUAUUAAUAUAUACUGGCCUGCUGCUGAAAAAGAGGAUCAUUGUUUACCAUCACAGCUUGGAAGCACUGUUAAAGUGGAUCCGUACUUUCCCUGCUAUGAUGUGGCAUCGAAAAUCAAAUGAUAUACUCCAUCCAUGGGUUGAUAACACCCCUGAAGAAAUUCUUGAUCUGAAGAGUAACACUUACUAUAUAGCUGGAUGCAAAGAUAGUGCUGUAUGUUCCCGACUGGAUUUGUUUGAUUUGUUAGUGAAUCUCCCAGCUAGAGAGAUUACAGUAGCGCCUCAUGCAAAAGAAAGUAUGGCUAUGACUAAAACACACAAAGACAUAGCAGUCUUCAUGGUACAGCUGGCAGACCAGCCUAAUAUUACAGAAGCACAGAUGAUCAGAGAGCUUGCUGAAAAGACAAGAGAUCUUCUACAGAAUCUAAGAUCACUGGCAACAGUAACUACACCAGAUGGGAAGAUGAUGGUCUCAGUUGAAACACUCCGUGAGAAGAAUUUUCCACAAGCAUUGGACAAUUUUCUUUUCAAUCUUGCUGUUGCCGAGAAUAUGAUGUUGCUAUGAAAUACAAAAAUACAUUUUGUUAUGAACUUUAUAAAAGCAUGUAACUUUAUGUAAUAAUGAAGCUUGUUCACAAGAUACUUUGAAAUCAAA
This is a messenger RNA of Schistocerca piceifrons (Central American locust), 1535 nucleotides long. RefSeq names its product putative DENN domain-containing protein 10 B. Lineage: Eukaryota; Metazoa; Arthropoda; Insecta; Orthoptera; Acrididae. The transcript is spliced from 8 exons. The record is from RefSeq and is a predicted model, not a curated record. Gene Ontology annotation, biological process: regulation of early endosome to late endosome transport; protein transport. Gene Ontology annotation, molecular function: guanyl-nucleotide exchange factor activity; small GTPase binding. Gene Ontology annotation, cellular component: late endosome. The coding region runs from base 384 to 1445 and encodes 353 amino acids.